This is a messenger RNA of Carlito syrichta (Philippine tarsier), 2241 nucleotides long. RefSeq names its product extracellular matrix protein 2 (gene ECM2). Gene Ontology annotation, biological process: positive regulation of cell-substrate adhesion; extracellular matrix organization. The coding region runs from base 14 to 2098 and encodes 694 amino acids. Gene Ontology annotation, molecular function: heparin binding; collagen V binding; protein binding. The record is from RefSeq and is a predicted model, not a curated record. NCBI's taxonomy places the organism in Eukaryota, Metazoa, Chordata, Mammalia, Primates, Tarsiidae. Gene Ontology annotation, cellular component: extracellular matrix. The transcript is spliced from 9 exons.
AAAAAAAUCAAACAUGAAGUUUGCUGUUUUGUUGUUUUUUGUCCUGCUUAUCAUUUUUCAAACUGACUUUGGACAAAAUGAAGAAACCCCUAGGAAGCAAAGAAAGAAAAUGUAUCACAGAAGACUGAGAAAAAGUUCAAGCUCACCCAAGCACAGAUCAAACAGACAGCUUGGAAUACCACAAGCAACAACAGUAGCAAGAUUUCCCAUUGUUAACUCUGAUUAUAGUGUGGAGGAAAAGUUUGAACCCUUUUCAAGUUUUCUUGGAGUAGAAUCAAGCUACAACGUGUUGCCAGGAAAGAAGGGACGUUGCUUGGUCAAGGGCAUGACUAUGUACAACAAAGCUGUAUGGUCUCCUGAGCCCUGCACGACAUGCCUCUGCUCAGAGGGAAGAGUACUCUGUGAUGAAACCAUGUGCCACCCCCAGACAUGUCCCAAAGUUAUUACACCUGAAGGAGAAUGCUGCCCAGUCUGCUCUGAUACUGUCUCCUAUUCUCUACUCAGUGACAUAGCAUUAAGUGAUAGAACUGAAUUUUCUGGUGAUUCUUCAGAACAAAGAGAAACUACCAAUUUGCUUCAUAAGCAACUGCCACCUCCCCAGGUGGAAAUGGACCAGACACUAAGAGAAGAAGCACCUCAAUCUGAGGAGGAUGAAGAAGAAAUUAAAGAAGACAAAAAGCAAAAGAAGGAGCGCCCUCGACCUACAGAUCAGGGGAAGCAUCAUAACAAGGCAGAAAGCAGAGAAGGAGAGAGAAAGCAGAGGCCUGGAGAAGAAGGCAGGCUGGCACAUCAGCAGCAACACCAAGAAAGGAGGGAAGAGGAGGAGGAGGAAGAGGAGGAGGAAGACGGGGAGGAGGAGGAGGAAGAGGACCAUGUAAGAGGAGAUGUGUUCCGAACACCCUCUCGAGUCCCAGUUCCUGCUCAUCCCAGAGGCAGGCCCCACCUGCCAAAUGGAUGCUCUCUGUCCUACAGGACCAUCAGCUGCAUUGACACCAUCCUCACCCAGAUACCACCACUGACCGCGCCAGAGAUAACAAGCCUGGAGCUCAUUGGCAACUCCAUCACCUCCAUCCCGGAUGAAGCAUUUAAUGGAUUACCGAAUUUGGAAAGGCUUGAUCUGAGCAAAAAUAAUAUCACCUCUUCAGGCAUAGGUACAAAAGCAUUAAAGCUUCUGAAGAAGUUAACACGACUGAAUAUGGAUGGAAAUAAUUUGGUACAGAUUCCUUCAGAAUUACCAUCUACAUUAGAAGAACUUAAAAUCAAUGAGAACAACCUUCAGGCAAUUGAUGAAGAAAGUUUAUCAGGCUUAAAUCAACUGGUCACCUUAGAACUAGAAGGAAACAAUCUUAGCGAAGCCAAUGUCAAUCCUUUAGCUUUCAAAGCUUUGAAGAGCCUAUCCUAUUUGCGUCUGGGGAAAAAUAAAUUUAGAAUUAUACCACAGGGUCUUCCUGCUUCUAUUGAGGAAUUAUAUCUAGAAAAUAAUCAAAUUGAAGAAAUAAAUGAAAUUUGUUUCAAUCAUACAAGAAAGAUCAAUGUCAUUGUACUACGCCAUAAUAAAAUUGAAGAAGACAGGAUUGCUCCUCUAGCCUGGAUAAAUCAAGAAAAUCUGGAUGCCAUCGACCUUUCCUACAACAAGUUCUAUCACGUCCCCUCCUAUCUACCCAAGUCCUUGUUGCACCUCGGGCUCAUCGGAAACCAGAUUGAACGGAUACCUGGCUAUGUGUUUGGCCACAUGGAGCCAGGCCUGGAAUACUUGUACCUGUCAUUUAACAAGCUCGCUGAUGAUGGUGUGGACCGUGUCUCAUUCUAUGGGGCAUAUCAUUCUUUGAGAGAAUUAUUUCUGGAUCACAAUGACUUAAAAUCUAUACCACCUGGGAUACAAGAAAUGAAAGCACUACAUUUUCUGAGGUUGAACAACAACAAGAUACGGAAUAUUCUUCCAGAGCAAAUUUGCAAUGCUGAAGAGGAUGAUGACUCAAAUCUGGAACAUCUUCAUCUUGAAAACAAUUAUAUUAAAACCAGAGAAAUACCACCUUACACAUUUUCAUGCAUAAGAUCAUACUCAAGUAUUGUUCUUAAACCACAAAAUAUCAAGUAAUUCCAAGCUUUCCUUUGUCAUUUAUAAAUUUUACUCAUAUAUUUGUAGUAGUUGCAUUUGUCAUUAAUAAGAAAGACAUAAUUCUCAUGUUAUACUCAAUAUCAUUAUCUAGUCGACCUGAUUCACCAAUCCACAGAUGAACA